AUGAUGGAUCCGGUGUCGAUUCGGGUUCCGUGCAAGAACCUGAGGAAGGAUGAGGAGGUGGAAAUGGCGAGCAUGGAUGAUCUCGACCUGCAACCGAAUCACCGGAUCGAGUUGGAUUCUCCCGUUCGUCGAUCGUCGAAAGUGACUCCUGAUGGCGCCAACCCCAAUUUCUCCUCGCCGACGACCGAAGCCAGACCACAGGCGCCUAAGCAUUGUAGCUUGGUUACUCUUGUUCUCAGCUGUACGGUCGCCGCAGGGGUUCAGUUUGGUUGGGCGCUGCAGCUCUCUCUCCUGACUCCAUAUAUUCAGACACUUGGAAUAGAGCAUGCUUUCUCAUCGUUCAUUUGGCUCUGUGGCCCUAUCACAGGCCUUGUGGUGCAACCUUGUGUUGGUAUUUGGAGUGAUAAGUGCUCCUCAAAAUAUGGGAGGAGACGACCUUACAUUCUUGCAGGAUCACUAAUGAUCUCCAUUGCCGUGAUAAUUAUCGGAUUUUCUGCAGACAUAGGGUAUUUGUUAGGCGAUACCAAGGAGCAUUGCAGUACAUUCAAAGGAACUCGAACUGGGGCGGCAAUUGUCUUCAUUAUUGGUUUCUGGAUGCUGGAUCUUGCUAAUAAUACAGUUCAGGGACCAGCUCGAGCUCUUUUGGCUGACUUAUCAGGCCCUGAUCAACGCAACACAUCAAAUGCAAUUUUUUGUCUGUGGAUGGCUGUUGGAAACAUUCUAGGAUUUUCUGCUGGUGCUAAUGGUAGUUGGAACAGGUGGUUUCCUUUUCUGAUGAGUAGAGCUUGUUGCGAAGCUUGUGGAAAUCUUAAAGCAGCAUUUCUUGUAGCAGUGGUGUUCCUAACCCUCUGCACACUUGUUACCCUUUAUUUCGCUGAUGAAGUCCCACUCGGUGCAAGUCAACCUCGUGGAUCAUCGGAUUAUGCUCCAUUAUUGCGUAGUCCUAAACAGAAUGGCAUUGAACUAUCAAAAUUCGAUUCUGAUAAUAAACACAUAGGGAAUCAUAUUGCGAAAAAUACAGGAAAUGGGUAUGAGAAGAACUAUAUUCAUAAUCAUGUUGAACAAGUGGAUGGCGCGAGUGAAAGUUUUGAUGAUGGCCCUGGAGCAGUUCUCGUCAAAUUGUUGACCAGUUUGAGGCAUUUACCCCCUGGGAUGCAUGCAGUACUUGUUGUUAUGGCUCUUACAUGGUUAUCCUGGUUCCCCUUCUUUCUUUUUGACACUGACUGGAUGGGCAGAGAAGUUUAUCAUGGAGAUCCAAAGGGGGAUGCCGUUGUGAUUAAUUUGUAUGAUCAAGGUGUCAGAGAAGGUGCAUUUGGUUUGCUAUUGAACUCUGUCGUUCUUGGUAUCAGUUCUUUCCUCAUUGAACCAAUGUGUCAGAAGAUGGGGGCAAGACUUGUAUGGGCAAUGAGCAAUUUCAUUGUCUUUGUCUGCAUGGCCAGUACUUCCGUCAUUAGCAUGAUAUCUCUCGGUGAAUAUUCCAGAGGAAUUGAACAUGUCAUUGGAGGGAAUUCUUCGAUCAAGAUAGCUUCCUUGGUUGUUUUUGCUCUUCUUGGAUUUCCUCUUGCUAUAACGUUGAGCGUCCCUUUCUCGGUCACAGCUCAGUUGACAGCUGAUUCUGGUGGUGGCCAAGGACUGGCCAUCGGAGUUCUCAAUCUCGCAAUUGUUGUUCCUCAGAUGAUUGUAUCCCUUGGUGCGGGUCCAUGGGACGCAUUAUUCGGUGGAGGCAACAUACCUGCCUUUGUCCUUGCUUCGGUAGCCUCGUUCGCAGCUGGUGUGAUCGCAACUCUCAAGCUGCCAAAUCUUUCGGAUUCUUUCCAGUCAACCGGUAUGCAUUUUGGCUAG
This is a messenger RNA of Linum trigynum, 1842 nucleotides long. NCBI's taxonomy places the organism in Eukaryota, Viridiplantae, Streptophyta, Magnoliopsida, Malpighiales, Linaceae. The record is from the annotation of a GenBank genome assembly.